UUAGACUUAAUUUACUUGUCAUAGUACACGGUUAAACUAUCAAAUUUAAACGCUGCAUCAAUGAUGAGCUGCUUUACAAAAUGUCAUUUGAAGAUAAAUUGAGCGACUAUUCAAUGAUUAAUACAAUACGAGGUAUAUUAAACGGUUGGAUUUAAAUGUGAAAGAUAUAAAGUAGUGUUAAAUAUUCAUCAUUUACAGUGUUUCGUUUUUCGUUUGCGCAUUAAAAUUGGUGCACUGAAAUGUUGGCGUGAAAUUAAUACAAUAAACUGAUAACAGAAAAAUACAAAAUCGAAACAGAAAGCGGAUGAUAUAAAUGAAGAUGGGUAACAGGAGUUACUGUAUGUUUGCAUGUGAUUAGACGUUUUAGAUGUAACAAUUAAAAUUUGAACGAUUGGACAAUAUAAUCCUGUUUGAUAACAAAUAUUACUCUAAUUAAAAUAAUAAUGAAUCAGUUAAAAGCAAAAUUAGGAAUUUUGAUUUGUGUUCUGUUCUUCUUUGUUGUGAUGAUAACGUGCGAAAGUGCUGAAAUUAAACGUUUACAUAGGUCAAAAAGAUAUAUAGAAUGGGGUCCGGAUAUAGCCGGUCCUUAUUGUUCAACACGCCCCGGGGGAUGUUGUCAAGGGCGUAUUGACACGUGUUCGGUUCCUAUUCUUGACACGUUGUGUUAUUGUGACGAGUUUUGUAAUAGAACAAGAGGAGAUUGUUGCCCUGAUUUUUUCUCAUUUUGUCUUGGUCAACGAUCAACACCGGCGCCUUUGAGAGGUGCAUGUGAAUACAGAGAUAGACCUUAUCCUCCAAAUUCAGCCAUUAAAAUCAACUGCAAUAAGUGCCGGUGUUCCCCAGAUUCGAGAAGUGUAACAGGUCACUCGUGGAGAUGUGAGGAGAAUGUAUGUCUUAUAAGACAAAAUAUAAUCAACGGUGUUAAUAAUCAAAACUUUGGAUGGAGGGCCUCAAAUUACUCCAAAUUCUGGGGGAUGACGUUGGCAGAAGGGAGGCGAUAUCGUCUUGGCACUCACAAGCCCGAUAAUCUCGUAAUGAAUAUGAAUCCUAUCAGAGUAAUGCAUGAUGGUAGAUUACCGGAAAAUUUCGACUCUCGAGCAAGAUGGCCUGGGUGGGUACACGGUGUGAGAGACCAGGGAGACUGUGCAGCAUCUUGGGCAUUUUCGACAACAGCACUGGCAGCAGAUCGUUUGACUAUCGAGUCCCGAGGAAUAAUGCCAGAUUCACUGUCACCACAGAACCUCAUGUCUUGCAAUAAUCAUGGUCAGAAUGGAUGCAAGGGAGGUAACCUUGACAGAGCUUGGUGGUUCAUCAGAAAGCGAGGUGUAACAACUGAGGACUGUUAUCCAUAUAGAAGUGGGACCACAAGUUCGAUUGGGCGAUGUGCCGUUGCCCGCGGACAGACGGGUGGAGUGUGUCCCAGUGGCAUACCGUUCAGAAUACAGCGUGUCUUUCAUUCAACCCCACCCUAUAGAAUAUCCAUGUCUGAGAGGGACAUAAUGGCCGAAAUCGAAAUGAAUGGACCAGUGCAAGCAACAUUUAAGGUGAAGGAAGACUUUUUCAUGUAUAAAUCGGGUGUAUACAGUCAUUCCCGGGUGGUGCCAGAAACUACCCCGCGGUCUGAGGAGAGAUAUUCUUACCAUUCCGUUAGAAUCAUAGGAUGGGGUUUAGACAGAAGUAGCGGUAGAAAUUUAAAGUACUGGUUAUGUGCCAAUUCUUGGGGUACUGACUGGGGAGAGAAUGGUUAUUUCCGGAUUGCACGAGGAACAAACGAGUGCGACAUCGAAUCAUUUGUACUAGGUGCCUGGGGUAAAGUACAGGGAGAUGAGACUUUAAGGGCGUUGUUGCUGGGAUACAGACUAGAGCGCCAAAGAGAACGAUUCCAACAAGGCAGAGGCAGACGACGCGGCAGACGUCAUCUUCAUAGAAAACGAAAACGUAACCACAAGAAACAAUGACGUUUAUAGCGUGUUUAGAUAGAAUUAAAAUACUACUUUGGAGAUUAUUAUUAAAAGCAAAAAACUGUGGUGGGCAAUGUGGUUAAGUAAAAAAAAAGAAUUUUACAAUUAAAUACCAUGAAUGUUAUAUUUUUUCACCUUUUCAUAACCAAAACAGAAUAUUUUUUUUACCCUAGAACUUAAAGGAACUCAUCGGAUGUCCAAAUGCCUAAAACAUAAAAUUUAAAAAAUGUUACAAAUAUCAAGUGAAGCACUAAAAAUAGAUAGUAAACACUGCAAAGGAUGUUAGACUUAUAUACUCAAAAUUAAAUUGAAAAUCGAUUUUUGUGCGAUUCUUUGUCUGAUUUGUGUGAAUUUUGGGUCGGUCAUGUUGCACAAUAAAAAUGAUUAUUUUGGAAAAAGGGAUGAGAAAAUGAACUUAAAGUUUGCACACAAGUUAUUGUCCAUACCUUCAUCACUUGGAUUGGUACAGAAAUCUUUGAAAAAAAAUAUUUCUAGUACCAUCAUGUCAACAAAAAUAAAACCUCAGUGGAGUCCCUUUAAACAAAAUAAUUUACAAGCAAAAACUAAUAUUACUUUGAUAGUUUAAUUGUGUGUUGAAUAACAGUAUCGAAAAAUAAGAUGUGUAUAAUACAAGUAUGGCAAAGUAACGUACGUAGUUUUAUACGUUAAUAGCAAAUAAUGUAGUUGGUUUUAAUAUUCCUAAUUGUUACAAUAGAUUUAAAUAAGGCCAGUAAUUAAAACUACGGUGAAUACAUACCAGUAUAGACAUUAAAGAACUGUAUUUUUGUUAUUAUAUAGAUAAAAAGUAAUAUUAAAAAUUUCGUCAUAUU
Molecule: messenger RNA, 2791 nt
Organism: Ruditapes philippinarum (Manila clam)
Lineage: Eukaryota; Metazoa; Mollusca; Bivalvia; Venerida; Veneridae
Exons: 10
Coding region: 444-1958 (504 amino acids)
Biological process (GO): proteolysis
Cellular component (GO): lysosome
Molecular function (GO): cysteine-type peptidase activity
Source: RefSeq, a predicted model, not a curated record